CUUAUCAACACAUCACAUGAAAACAAUACGUUACACGGACUUUAAACCAAACCUUUCAAAUCACUUUUAACCAGUGCUCCACUCAAUCUUCUGCUUUCACCAAAACAACAGCUGCUAGAGAGAGAUCCUUCAAGCUCUCUGAGAAUCAAACUCCAAGAUGGGCAGCUUCUACGAGCAUUACGAGUUCCCAUACGAUUCCAUCCAGGUUAAUCAUCUCUAUGAUCACAACUAUUAUGAUAACAAUCAGCAUCAGCAGUUUGGUCUCAAUCCAAUGAGUUAUAAUUGUUAUGAUAACUGGAAUGGACCUGAGUAUGAGUAUGAAACAACAACCUCUGCAUCUGUUGCUUACUCUGUCUCCACCAUGUCUGAGCCGAAACACUUGUUCUAUGGUCCUAGUUACUACACAACAACAACCUACGAGUCUCCUUCUCAGUUUAGUAUCUAUCGCAAUGUUCAAGGCUUCAACGAGCCGGAGUUCGAGGAGUACGACCCGACGCCGUACGGUGGCGGCUACGAUAUCGUUGCAACAUACGGGAAGCCUCUUCCUCCAUCGGAGAAAACUUGUUACCCUUCUUCAACCGCUGGUCAAGCUUCACCUCCUUCUCCUCCGGAGAUCAUCGCUCCCGUUCCUCUUGGAGUUUAUGAUGGUGGUGAGAAGAAAGAUGUCAAGAAACGCGUGACUUUCUCUGAGCCGUUAGAGGAAGCCAAACCAUUGGAAACCAUUAAAGAAGAAGAAAAUGAUCAUCAAGAAGAAGAAGAAGAAGAAGAGGCAGAGGAAGAAAAAGAUCACAGUUUAAGCAAUGGGACCGUGCAACCUGAAACUGUAGAUAAAGUUGAAGUGAAAGCUCUGUAUGUUCCGUCUGGUUACGGCUUAGAAGCCACUGAUCUCUGCGAGGUUAUAUUCGGAGGCUACUUUCCUUGUGUCUUACGUAACAAAAGACGUCUGGAGGAUGAGAACCGUGCGGCUGAAGUUACUUGCUGGGAUAGCGCGGAUUCUGAUCCGUGGAAGACGACUUCAGACUACCUUUUUGGGGAUUCGUAUCCGUAUGGUUAUGAGGAUGGAGUUGGAAGAAGACAGUUCGAGAUCUCCUCUUAUGGUUAUUACCAGAGGUAUUAACCGGAGUUAUCAUGUGUCAAAGUGAGGUAAGAGCAACAUUGUCUUGAUAAUUGAUGAAGCUGACUUAUUGGAGAAUAUACAUGCUCUUUCUUGUAUGGUUGGCCAAACGUUCUUAUCAAAUAUACUCGCCAUCUCUACCACUAAAGUAUAGUAUAGUUUUGUUGUAAUUUUUAUUAAGUAAAUUAUUAUAAGCAUGGGUGGGCAAAAAAACCGAA
Molecule: messenger RNA, 1332 nt
Organism: Brassica napus (rape)
Lineage: Eukaryota; Viridiplantae; Streptophyta; Magnoliopsida; Brassicales; Brassicaceae
Exons: 1
Coding region: 158-1117 (319 amino acids)
Biological process (GO): protein phosphorylation
Molecular function (GO): protein serine/threonine kinase activity; phosphatidic acid binding
Source: RefSeq, a predicted model, not a curated record